Molecule: messenger RNA, 251 nt
Organism: Thelazia callipaeda (thelaziosis nematode)
Lineage: Eukaryota; Metazoa; Nematoda; Chromadorea; Rhabditida; Thelaziidae
Source: the annotation of a GenBank genome assembly
AUGAUUAAAGAACAAUAUCUUAGCAAUUAUGGUUAUUCAAAGGAAGCAAAAUUGACGCCUGGAUUAAGCGCGUCAGCCAGUAGUUUGAAUUUGCAACAAAGUCUUGCAGCUAACUUUCGAGAUAAUCUCAAGAAAUUUCAAAAGUUUACGGGUUUAAAACCAACAGGUAUAUUAGACCAAGCAACUAAGAAUAAAAUGCUCGAAAAACGAUGCGGUCGUCCAGAUAUAAUGGAGCUGCGACUAGGUUAAUU